AUGUAUUUAUCUAAAGAAGAGCAGAGGGCGGCCAAUGGUCAAGGAAAGAUCUUCUCCUAUGUGGUGAGAUCUCAUCUUCAGGAAAGCAAGACAGGGGUGCUUGCUGAUCUGUUGCCCAGUUUUGAAGUGGAAAUUAUGCCAGAAUGGGUGUUUGUCUGCCUGGUCAUCGUCGGCACGUUCCUCUUCUUCGCCAUGGUGGGCAUUUGUUGGUGCCAGUGCUGCCCCCACAGCUGUUGCUGUUACGUUCGCUGUCCUUGCUGCCCGGAAACCUGCUGCUGCCCAAGAGCCCUAUAUGAAGCGGGCAAGGCUGCAAAGAUUGGCUAUCCUCCCAACGUUCCCACCGCCUGCCCUCCAUAUUACAUCUCCACAGUUCCUGUUGCUCCAGUCCCGGCACCGAUGCUCAUGGAAAAACAGCACGUUCCGCCGCUAGUGCAGAGCGACUCGUUAGGAGGACAAAAUGUACGUAAAGGCUACCGCAUCCAGGCGGACAAGGAGCGCGACUCGAUGAAGGUUCUGUACUACGUGGAGAAGGAGCUGGCUCAGUUUGAUCCGGCGCGCCGGAUGCGAGAACGAUACAGCCAUACAAUCUCAGAGUUAAGCUCCCUGCACGAAGACAACACUCAAUUAAACCGCUCCUAUCGGCAAGUCCGCAGAAAGCCGCUACCUGCCAGCUGCACCAUUGAUGGAGAUAAGGAAUACUGGUCAGGGGUGGUCGGGGCCACAGCCAGAGCCUCAACAUGUCCCAAAUUCCGAGAUGACUUCAGGAGUAGUCUUCAAAGACCAACAUCAGAGGUCUUAGAAAGGAAAGCGUUCCCAAUGGCAGUCCAAGCCACCUCUACGGACGAAUUAGCUGUAUUUGCAGACUCAUAUAAACAGAGGUCCCGUCGGACUGACAGCCGAGGUCCUGGGACUGGGCCAAGGUUUGAGAGGUCUGAGUUGAGAGGAAGAACUCUAUAUCAGGAUAGCUCAACCGAUGACUACUAUGGAAAGAGAAACCACGGCAGGGAACUGUUUUCAGACAACGAAAGAGGCUGGUCGUUCAGUCCGUCUCGGAUACGAGCCCCAGAGGACAAGCUUCUGCCCAAAAGGAUAUCCCGAAUGGGACAGAGUUACGACGAUGCAUACCUUAGCAGUAUUCUUGAAAGGAAAUCAAGGGGUAUUGAGGAAACCAGCAUAACCCCAUCCAAACUGAGCUUGCGGCAAAAUUCAAGUCGCAGCUAUGGUCGAUCUCCAACGUUCAAGACAGGAGACAGCAAAGAUCACAAAGUUGAGGAAGAAGAUUCACUUCCUCCGUACAGCGAGAGAGAGCUUGCCAGGGCUCUCCCGUUUCGCUCAAGAGAACACUCCUAUCUCAGCGCCUCAGACAAGAGGAAGAAAAAGGACCAUCAACCAAGUAAAACAGGUGAUUUUCCAAACAGGAUGUCCCUCGUUGUCUGACACCGUGAAAGACUUAAGGAAGAUUCUCUUUGGAGGAGGUACUGAGGCAGUCCUGGUUACAAGAGGCAGAGCCAUUAGCCACUGUGCUCCAAGGAACCCGUUCUUGACGUGGAAGAUCUUUUAAGUAGCUAGUAGACCAUAUGCAUUGGGCCUUAAAUUGGAAGCAAUGGUCUCCUACUGGGUAUACAACCCAACCAGUAAUGGACCUCAAAAAUAAAACAAAAUAAAAUAAAAAUGUGGAUUAUAGCGGGGCAUCACAACUUGCCACAAUUUUAGAUUGUGUUAGGACUAGCCUUAGUAUACUUUAUCUUACUCCUGUUUAAAAACAAAAACUUAACAGGGGUGGAAAUUGCCUCCAUUCUCCAACAUUCCUUAUGUCUCACACUCAAACAGUGUUAUUUUUGUACCAUCCAACCUAUUUGUGCCUCUCAUUCACAGUGUCCAAGGAAAGGACGAGUGAUGUCUUUGUGAAAAGUGGGCGGAAUUCACAGACACAAGUGAACAUUUUUACAAAAUUAAGGGAAAAAAAACAAAAAAAAAUUCUGAAAUGUUUAAUUAGAAUUAUAUUUACAAAAUUAGUUUCAUUUAAAUUUAGAAUUUUACAGACUGUGCCUGGAAAGUGUCUUGAUU
Messenger RNA from Bufo gargarizans (Asiatic toad), 2067 nucleotides. It is a transcript of the gene ILDR2, whose product is annotated as immunoglobulin like domain containing receptor 2. The record is from RefSeq and is a predicted model, not a curated record. The coding region runs from base 1 to 1437 and encodes 478 amino acids. Gene Ontology annotation, biological process: pancreas development. The transcript is spliced from 8 exons. Gene Ontology annotation, cellular component: membrane. NCBI's taxonomy places the organism in Eukaryota, Metazoa, Chordata, Amphibia, Anura, Bufonidae.